Messenger RNA from Pyrenophora tritici-repentis Pt-1C-BFP, 1014 nucleotides. Its product is annotated as Tymo-45kd-70kd multi-domain protein. NCBI's taxonomy places the organism in Eukaryota, Fungi, Ascomycota, Dothideomycetes, Pleosporales, Pleosporaceae. The record is from RefSeq and is a predicted model, not a curated record.
AUGCCCUCUACCAACGUCGCCGCCAAGGAUCCUACGUCCAAACCCAAGGAAACCAAACCAGAGCUCAAAGAUAAUGACACUGGUCGCAUCAAGAACCGACUCGAAUGCGCAUACGAGACGAUCCGCAGCAACCGCGAAGCCGCAAAGAAGCAAGUCGUGCAAGAAGAUGCGCUCAACGAAAUGCGCCAAGAGCUAUUCCCAACUCGGAAGCUGGUAGACCGCUUCUGGAACCUACUAGGACAGCGCAAAGUCAAAGUACCCGAGGACCUACGAGCCAGCUACAUCGCCCUGAAAUCCAUGAGUCUAGAUAAUCUGGGGCCGAAGAAAGCCGCUAAGGCUGCAAAGAAGGCUGCUGGAAAGCUCAAGGCGGCUGCCAAGCCUCUGAACAAGGCGCAGCGGAGGACGGAGAAGAAGGAGAGGGAGAGGAAGGAGCGCGAGGCGAAUAGUACCACUCUCUUUCUGCUCCAUGAUCUGGAUGGUGAGACGUACGAUGUGCGGAAACCUAUUGCCAUUGCCGAAGAGUCGGAAGAGGAGGUUGCUAUUGAACAUGUCAACUUCAUGAAGAAUGGUAGUUCGGGGCGUCCACCCACUCUGUCGACGCCCAAGUCUGUACCGGAGAAGAUUGUUCCUCCUCAGGUUAUUCCUCCGUUUGGUCUGGUCCCGGAUAACGUCGUAGCUGGGGUAAAGCGCAAGUCGGAUGACUCUGAAUCGGUGACCGCGAUCAAGAUGCCCACGAUCGAAGAAGACGCAAAGACAGAUAAGGUAGAUGGUGUGAAACGCAAGGCAGAUGACUCUGAACCGAUGACCGCAGCCAAGAUGCCUCGGAUUGAGGACGAGACCAAAACUGAUGAUACGGAAGGAAAGAAGCGCAAUGCAGAGGACGGCGUGAAGACUGACGAGGUGGCUGAGGUGAAGGGCAAGGCAGAUGACGACGCGAAGACUGAUGAUGUGGAAGGGGAAAAUCGCAAGGCAGAAGAUGACGCAAAGACUGACGGAGUGCAAGAAGAGAAGUGA